AUUUAAUUGCAGCGCAUUCCACCCAGUCAACUCAUAGUUCUGUCGAUCGUCGGAAGUUCGAGACGUGAGUGUCAGUCGAGAUCUGCGAGAUGUUGCCGCUCCAAUUCGUUUUGCUGGGCUGUCUGUUCAUCGCUCAGGGGAUAUGCCACACUCUGCCGGAGCCCAAGCUAAGGGUGCCCCGUGAAACUAUCAGCAUUCCCACUCAUCUCUUUAAGCCAGUGAGUCCGAAAUCGAGCAGGGAACCUAUUUCUAAUAGAUCCUCCUUAAAUGGCGGAAAUAGCUCUGCCCUGGUCGAGGCAGAUAACGAUGUCGAGUUUCUAGAGAGAUCUAGCGGUGAAGUGGAGGAGGUGACCGACGCCUACGAAGAGGAGGACGUUCCACUCCGACCUAUCCCAUUCCAACCUCGACCGUUUUAUCCUCAGAGUCCUCCCCGAUCCAACGGUUUCCCCAUUCGUCAACCCAUCUAUGACAAUGCAUUCCAAACCGAUUACAAUGUGGGUCCCAGAGGCAGCGGCUUCGACAACAGACCUUUUCCCAGUUCCCCGGAUUUCCGUGGCAGAGGCGGUCGACCAAUUCCUGACUCCCCAUUCCGCAAUCAAAACUCAGGAACCUUUGUAUCUCGACCGGUACCCAUGUCAUCUAGUGGUUCCAUUAUCCCCCUAAUCUCCGGUGGCCUCAGUGUUCCGACUGGUAGAAGUGGUCCCCUUGGUUCCGGGGGUUCUUCGAACAACUUUUACCGGAGCGAAUCCUAUAGCUACACCUCGGACGGAAGAGGACCUCCCCAGAUCGAGCGGGACUUGUACGACUCACGGGAUGGAUUUGGUUCAUCUUACCGCAACUUUUAAACCCUUUCCUAAUAGAUGCUUAUGAAUGAAAGUUCCGAGUUCUCAAAAAUAACUAGUUGAGGCUAACUGACUUGUCUGUCUAAUGUGAAGAUUCUUACCAUUACAAAUAAUUAGUUAUUUUACUUUCUGCAUGGUUUAUUUAUUAGACUAAAUAACAAUUGUAUUGAAUAGGAUGAAUGAAAGUCAUUAAAACUAUCGAAUUGAAA
This is a messenger RNA of Drosophila simulans, 1051 nucleotides long. RefSeq lists its product as uncharacterized. Bases 90 to 845 code for a protein of 251 amino acids. The record is from RefSeq and is a predicted model, not a curated record. Lineage: Eukaryota; Metazoa; Arthropoda; Insecta; Diptera; Drosophilidae. The transcript has 6 exons.